UAUUAUUAAAUAUGAUAAAUUAGUUAUUUAACAAUAUAGUUGGUAGUUUGAUACUUAGAUAGGUAAUUUGUAGUUUAACUUACAGAAAUUGAAAUACAGCAUUUUUAAGUUUUCAUCAUAGAAUAAAGAUAUUUUAUUAGUAUAAAAAUUCACCAUUUUAUAUUAAAUUAUUAGUUUUAAUCAUGUUAUUAAACGUUUCCAAAAAUAUGUCGCUGACAAAAAUCAUUUCAAGAACAUUCAGCAUAACUACAACUAGGCAUAAAAUAAUUAAAAUUCAAGAUCAAGACGAUUUCAAUACACAAGUACUAAAAAGUAAAGAGCCUGUGGUGAUAGAUUUUUUUGCAACAUGGUGUGGACCAUGUAAAAUGUUACUUCCUCGAAUUGAAAAAAUAAUAGAAGAACAUAAUGGUACAAUUCAUCUUGCAAAAGUUGAUAUUGAUGACAACGCUGAAAUUGCCAUGGAAUAUGGUGUAUCAGUAGUACCAGAACUAGUUCUAAUGAAAGAUGGCAAAGUUCAAGGAAAAAUGAUUGGACUACAAGAUGAAGAUAAACUUAAACAUUUUGUCUCAAAGUUAACUGAACCUAGUAUAGAAAAAAAAUAAUAUAUUAAAUUUGUGAAAUUAUACAUUAGUUAAUUGGAUUCA
This is a messenger RNA of Rhopalosiphum maidis (corn leaf aphid), 644 nucleotides long. RefSeq names its product thioredoxin C-1. The record is from RefSeq and is a predicted model, not a curated record. The transcript is spliced from 4 exons. Gene Ontology annotation, molecular function: oxidoreductase activity, acting on a sulfur group of donors, disulfide as acceptor; protein-disulfide reductase activity. Bases 183 to 602 code for a protein of 139 amino acids. Gene Ontology annotation, cellular component: cytoplasm. NCBI's taxonomy places the organism in Eukaryota, Metazoa, Arthropoda, Insecta, Hemiptera, Aphididae.